Molecule: messenger RNA, 2166 nt
Organism: Penicillium oxalicum
Lineage: Eukaryota; Fungi; Ascomycota; Eurotiomycetes; Eurotiales; Aspergillaceae
Product: CCCH zinc finger protein
Exons: 2
Coding region: 1-2166 (721 amino acids)
Biological process (GO): box C/D snoRNP assembly
Cellular component (GO): nucleus
Molecular function (GO): RNA binding; metal ion binding
Source: RefSeq, a predicted model, not a curated record
AUGACUUCUCAGGGGUUCUCGUUUCCCCCGCCUCCACCUCCACCCCCGUCUACCUCUACGCAACAACCUGCCGCAUAUUCUCCUGCUCACGUCGGCCCGCAAUGGAACAGUCGUGGAUCGGGAGGACGAGGCCGUGGUCGAGGCCACGGCAAUCGUGGACGAGGCGGAGGGCAUCACGGUGCGGAUAAAAAUCGGCCUACACCUUACGCAAAUCCCCCUGGGUAUAACUUUCCACAAGGGGGCUAUGGGUAUCCCGGUCAAACACAUCCAGUUCCGACCACCUCGUACAUGACACCCAAUCCCACUGCCACCCCAUCAUAUCCUCAUUCCGCACCCAAUUACCAGCAUGCGCAACCGCCCCAUUCAUAUCAGCAUCCUCCAAACUACACGCAGCCUGCCGCUUCAACUGGGUAUCCGGGCCUGCCUGGGUAUAGUCACCCACCGCCUACAAACCAAGCACAUCCUAUUUCGUAUAACACACAAACACCUCAACCAUAUCCACCCACUCUGCCUCCCCCACCGCAGAAUCACUUGGCCAGUAAUGCGGUGAUGGGCGCACCAUGGGGCGGUCCCUCACUACCCCAGCAGGGACGAGGGGGCUGGGGAUCUCACACCUCUCAUGCCCACGGCGGCCAUCAUAUUUCCAAACCUCGGCACCACCACAACAACAAGCGCGAUCAUACAACCGCGUUCAACAAGCCGCAAAACACUGUUCCGCGUACUCCAGCACCGCCAGCGGUCCCAAGCUUUGGAAAUCCACUACCUUCUAAACCGCCGCCUGUGGCGGAUACGCCGCGCAAGAACAAGAAACGCAAGAGGAAGCACAACCAGCUCGGACUGACCCCCAAGAAUGACGAUCAUGAGUCGAGUGAAGAAGAGGAGGAAGUCGAUGAAGAGGCCAAGCUGGCACAGAGUGGCGCUGACGCUGCAGCCCCUCUUCAAUUCACAUAUCGUGGGCAAACGGCCACGCUACAAUCUCAAACUGAUAUUGCGGCCUGGAUUGCUGAACGGAAAAAGAAGUUCCCUACACAAGCCCGGAUUGAAGAGAGGAAGAAGGCUGCCGAGGAGGCCAAGGCCACCCGGGAUGCAGCCCGGCUUGAGAAACAAAAGGAGCGCGAGAAGGAAAGGGAAAAACAAAAGCCUAAGCAGCAGGGCAAGACACCGGUCCCGGCUGGUGGCUCUAUUGCCACAGCAGGAUCGGAUCCUGCUCUGGAUGCGGCCAUGAAGGCGCAGCGCAAGGCCGAGAAAAUAAAACGCAACUUGGACCGCGAGCAGAAACGAUUCGCCAAAGCUGAGGCUGAGGCCGAAGCUGCCCGCUUGAAAGUCGAGGCUUUGCAGAGACAAGCGCAAGGGCUGAAUCCCCAAGCAGCGGCUCAGGACCGGGAUGCACCAGCUUCUACUGCGCAGCCGAGCACGGUCCUGGCGGAUGAGGGAACUUCAUCCACAGCGACUCUUACGGACCUACCCAAAGCCGCAGAGACACCUGGGAAUGCUGUGACCGUCUAUCCCGAGCAAGAUGCCGUUUCCGUACCCCACACAAGUGCCGAUGCAGUCUCUGACCAAGCGCGUCCCAUUCUGGACCUCGACUCGGCACCAUCCGAAGUCAGCGAUUGGACAUCGUCCAGCGGCUCGGAUGUCGACACCGAUUCGGGCUCGGAUUCUGAUUCUGAUUCCGACAGUGACGGCUCGGCGCCAGAGGAAGUGACUUCGCGGCGCCAAGCUCCCGAGCGGGUACCUGCCCCACCACGCGAGGGCAAAAAGACGGUAUGUCGGCACUUUGCACGGACGGGACGAUGCAAGAUGGGGGAUCGUUGCAAGUUCUCUCAUGAGGUCAGCGAGCGGGCACCGAAAGCGAAACCAAAACCCGCUGAGAAGGACAAGAAGGAACGGAAGGGUUUACUCCAAGCUUUGCUGAGCCGCCAAAAAGACGACGAAGACCGCCGAGCAAUGGAGGUGAUCACUUGGCUUGGACGGAAUGGCCAUCUCACGGCGCCAGUGCCGGCCCAGGAUGGGGGACAGACCGCGGUUCCUGGUGAACCUGUUCCGGAUGUCCCAAAUGAUGAUCCGGUAGAGACGUCCGCACAAGACACCAUGGAGGUCGAUGAUCACUUGAAGGAUGCACCGAAUGACGUCGUGCCGUCGGAUCCUUCUGGCCAGGAAUCUUGA